AGAGAGAGAGAGAGAGAGAGAGAGAGGAGCAGAAGCUGGAGAGCAGCGCAUCUUCCACAGGAGUGAGACUGGAGGAGAGUGACUUUGGGACGCAGAGGAGGGUAAACUCACCUGAACUCACUUUACACUUUGAUUUCGUGAUGCGCCACUCGUGCGUAAAGCCCUGGUACCAUCUCCAGAGCGCACUGGCAGCGCAGAGAGGAAACACCUACCUGAAACCUCAUUUAACCAUCAUAAACCUUUUCUUGGACACGUUCAGCCUAUAAAAACUCAUUUAAGUCUUUGGCAGCGGGGAACGAGAGAAGCAGAGGGAGAGGAGGAGGAUUUCUUGGACAAACGCGACAUCGGCAGAUAGGAAGUGAUUUCCACGCUUCAAAAAAAAAAAAGAGAAAAGUGAAGGAAUGAACCCCAGUGGAGAUUAAGUGUCAAACGUUCUUAAAGAACUGGAAAUGGAAAAUCAACCCUGAAACAAAACUGACAGUGGACGGCUCAUUUAGUGAACAUAAAGCAGGGCGUCUGGAGCGUUUUCACAUCAAGAACACUGAACAGACUCAUUUUACCGCGAACGGACUCUCCUAGGGUGAAGUUUUCCCCGAGACAAUCCCUGUGUCAGGGUUUUUUUUUUUAAAUUUAUGAUUUCCUUACAUCACUCUGUACACUCUCACUACAAUCCUGUCCUCUGAACACUGCAUAGGCAACGUUUUAGGCUCAGUGACCAUUGAUUGAUGUGUCUUGUGUGAGAAGAUGUCUGAAAAAGAGGACCAAGACUCAAACAUUCUUCUAAAAACCUAAUCGAUCAUUUCUUGGUGGAUUUUUUUCCUCAAAAUGCUCACAGACUCUUAGUUUGUCAAAAUCCAUUUCAUUUUCUCUUCAAACAUGGAGAAUGUGUCCAUCCCCAGUGGUGCACCACCAGUCUGCAACGACUCUGUGGACUUGAACCGCAGUGACCUGAACUGUACUCCUCCCUCUGAGUUUUCCUUCUCCGUUGACCUUUAUGUCAUUUUGCCAGUCAUAUACUCUGUAAUCUGUGCAGUGGGACUGACCGGCAACACGGCUGUCAUCUACGUGAUUCUCAAAGCCCCAAAGAUGAAAACAGUCACCAAUAUGUUCAUCCUGAACUUGGCCAUUGCAGAUGACUUGUUCACUUUGGUGUUGCCAAUCAACAUAGCUGAACACUUGUUGCACUACUGGCCUUUUGGUGAGGUUUUGUGCAAAGUCAUCCUCAGCAUAGACCACUACAACAUCUUCUCCAGUAUCUAUUUUCUGACAGUUAUGAGCAUUGACCGGUACCUAGUCGUCUUGGCCACGGUGAGGUCCAAGCGUAUGCCUUACCGCACAUAUCGAGCAGCCAAAAUCAUCUCAUUAUGUGUCUGGAUCCUCGUUAUCCUCAUCGUUAUGCCUUUCACUGUUUUCGCCGGUGUUUAUGUCAGCCCAAAUGACGGCAGAAAGAGCUGCGUGCUCAGCUUCCCCAGUCCUGAAAGUCUGUGGUUCAAAGCUAGCCGGAUCUACACGCUCAUCCUGGGCUUUGCCAUCCCAGUCUCAACCAUCUGUAUCUUAUACACCAUGAUGCUCUACAAGCUGAGGAACAUGAGGCUCAACAGCAACGCCAAGGCACUGGACAAGGCCAAGAAGAAAGUCACUAUCAUGGUGUUCAUCGUCUUGGCUGUCUGUCUGUUCUGCUGGACCCCAUUCCACCUGAGCACCAUCGUGGCUCUGACAACAGACCUGAGGACCACGCCACUACUGAUCGGGAUCUCUUACUUCAUAACCAGCCUGAGCUACGCCAACUCCUGCCUCAACCCAUUCCUCUAUGCCUUCCUGGAUGACAGUUUCAGGAAAGCCUUCAAGAAGAUGUUAGAAUGUAGACCGGCCUGAAUGUGCAAUAUGACACAUGAAACCUGCAGCCGAGAUCUGCAGAGACUUACUGAGUGACAGUCACAGACUGUGACUGGAAAAACUGAUUUGACUUCAGAUUCAAAUCUGAAUUCUCAAUGUGUGUGAUUCAGAUUUGAUUGUUUGGUUUUUUUAAAGCUGCACUAGGCAACAUUGUACAGUAUUUGCACAUGAUAGCAGCAGGUAACUAAAAUACAUUUAUCAUUGAUAUCUAAAAACAUGAAAUUAUGUCUUUAAACUGCACACAGCAUUCUUAAUGCAAAACAUCUGGCUAUAAAUGCUUUUAUUCUACAGUAAACCAGAGGGGGAUAAACAGAACAUUGGUGAGUCCAGCUCAUCUAAAACAGAGAGCUGUUUGGGUGUCACACCUGGGCAGUAGAUCUCAUCCUAGCAGAAGUCAAUUGAAGCCUCUCAUUUAUUGGGGACUGGAUGUUUCUCUUUGUCACACAAUUUGCCUAGUGCAGCUUUUUAUGGCUCUGAGAGUACAGGGAGUAUUGUAAGUUGACAGAGAUGGAAAAUAUUACUUGCUACAGCGAAUAAGAAUGGUUGACAAAAGAUGAGAACAAUGGGGACAACAACAAGAUGAUAAAAAGCUGGAUGUAACUGUCGGCAGAAUUGCCCAUCAUCAUUGUGACUGAAGAACUGGCCAUUAAAUCUGAUUGUUUUACAGGUUAAGCCUGCAAUUAAAAUGUCAGACCUUUUUCAUGAAGGUACAAAAUCCAGCUGUGAGGCAGCGAGCCGAGAUGGGUCAUCACAAACAGUCGCGACCGUCACUGGACUCCGUCAAAACGCCUGUAAGGCCUGAACAUCUGCCGUGUGGAGAAAAUACAGCGUCACUGAUUUGCAUGCUGUCAAUCAAAUCUAGAAUAGAGAAUGAGAAUGAGAAUAGUCAGGGUUGAAGGGUAACAUGAUGCAUGUCAGGGGAUAACUGGUGUUUGGUUAUAAUAUGUUCAGUGUUAUCUACUACUAAAGGGAGAAAAGUACUGGUUUUAAAAUAAUCAAAGCUGGUUGGAUUACUUAAAUAGUGUGUGGUCAUGUAUACAAACAAUCUGCCUUUAAAAUAUGUUGGGGAUCCAAAUUCUGAAUUUUGUAGAUUUCCUGAGAUACCCAAGUUCUGCUUCUCAGGCAAAUAAAUUGCUUUUGCAAAUUACCCAAACAAUGAACAGGUUGAAGCAUAGAUUCUUAUAAUGAUGGCAUGUCUGGAUGAAGAAUUGCAUUCUGGGACACAUUUUUCCAAAAUGUGUAUCUCCCAUUUAAGGAGAUGAAAAAAAGAACCUUACCAACCCUGACAAUAGUACUGUAGGCCUGAUAUGAGACAGGCAUGGGACAGGAGGGCUAUGUAAAGUGUAAUGUUUCUCUUCACAAGUCUUGAUUUUUAUUUUUGUGAGCCUUUGUCGCCCUCUGUUGUUGACAGGAUGGUGCUACCUGUAAAUGCAGCCAGAGCCAUUUACAGACUCGAAGUGAAAACACUACUGAAGGUGGUCGUACACCUUCACACAGCUUGUUUCACUGUCUGAUAUGUACAUGUAUAAGUAUUCUUUAAUAAUGAUAAGAAUUUUCACUUCCUGGAUAUUCAGUAUUUUUUGGUACCUGACUUACAGCUCACGUUCAUUCACAGCUAGAAAUGAUAACAAUGAGAUUUACAAUCAUACUGUUCAUAAACUCAUGAAGACAUCAAAAACAUGAUGGCACAGAGAGAAAUAAAAAGCAUGGGGGGCUUAUUUGAAGCUUCACUGUGUAUAAUCACAAGAUCAGUCAAAGAGGGUAUAUGUAUAUAUUGGUGAAAUUAAAAAAUACAUGCAAAGAAAACAUUUUAAAAUGUACUCAAGGUUCUAGUGGUAAUGAUUUGGUAAAUUUGUUUGAUAUGGCUCUGCUCGUGUGGUGGUGGGAGAUAAAACAGGGAUCUGGACGUGUAAAAGACAAGAACUCCAGUCCAUGAAUUAUAUUUUUCACACAUGUAUCUAAAAUUUAGCUGAUAUUUGGCAUCUUUGAGACCUACAUCUUAUAUAAAAACAUCAUGAGUUUGUAAAGGAUCAACAAAGUCCAUCAGUCAAAAAAUUUAAAAAGGUUAAAAAGUCUUCUGCUCAUUUAUCUGUAUUCACCUUCUGUUACAGGUCUCUGUCUUCAAUGUUGUCUAAUUUAACAGUGCAGAAAACUUCAGUGUAACAACAGACAGUAUACUUCAUUGGUUGUGAUUGAAUGUUAAACAUAAGGCUCUUUUAAAUGCCACAAUGCAACGGUUACACCUUUCAAUCUUUAUUGGUGAUUAAAUGAUGAAAGGUUCUCCUCCAACACUUCCUGUUGUAGAUGAUGUCAGCUUGUAGCAGUGAUUUUAAGCAUGUGAUAUAAAUCAGCUUCUACAGAGGCUUCAUCUGAAUGGCUCUGACUGCAACACCCAAGUGUACACCAAGUGUAAGUGUUCUGCUGUAAAUAGUUCAGUCUUUCUGCCAUUUAAUUGUACAGAGGAAUCUAUAGUCAUAGUGAUGUAUAAUCAGAUAUUCUUCAUAGUUAAAUCUUGUGUCACACAAAUGAUAAAGUAUAUAAAAUUUGAGUUGAUCAUGAAUCAUCACAUCUUUUAUGCAGCUUUGUAUUUAUCAUUAAGGAAAUGAUUUUAUUUUUACCUCUAGUAUCCAUGUAUUUUUAUAAUAGAAUCAAUGUUGCUUUAUUUGACAGAUACAAUAAAUGUGCAGAUAUCUGUUUUCAUGGGAA
Molecule: messenger RNA, 4602 nt
Organism: Lates calcarifer (barramundi perch)
Lineage: Eukaryota; Metazoa; Chordata; Actinopteri; Centropomidae
Gene: npbwr2b
Product: neuropeptides B/W receptor 2b
Exons: 2
Coding region: 877-1875 (332 amino acids)
Biological process (GO): neuropeptide signaling pathway
Cellular component (GO): membrane; neuron projection
Molecular function (GO): neuropeptide receptor activity; neuropeptide binding
Source: RefSeq, a predicted model, not a curated record